Drosophila sechellia is the source of this 645-nucleotide messenger RNA. RefSeq names its product ATP synthase subunit b, mitochondrial. Lineage: Eukaryota; Metazoa; Arthropoda; Insecta; Diptera; Drosophilidae. Gene Ontology annotation, biological process: proton motive force-driven ATP synthesis. The coding region runs from base 125 to 583 and encodes 152 amino acids. The transcript is spliced from 3 exons. The record is from RefSeq and is a predicted model, not a curated record. Gene Ontology annotation, molecular function: proton-transporting ATP synthase activity, rotational mechanism.
CAUUUACUGUCAUUUUUCUAAGCUUCCACUUGCAAAAUUACUAUCAUUCAAUUAAUCCUUAAUCCAUAUACUUACCAUUUUACGGCAGUUAGUUAAAACAAAUUCAAUACAACAUUCUUUUGAAAUGUUCUCGAGAUUAGCCUUACGUCCUUUGACUAUGGUUACAUCUCGUUCGGCUGCCAGCCAUUCCGCCCAAGGACUAAGGAGGCUCCCUGGACAUGGAAGUCCCGGAAAGGUUCGCCCGGGCUUCCUGUCCGACAAUUGGGUUAAAGGACCCAUGGGCGUAGGCCUGCUGGCAUAUAUCUGCUCCGGCGACUGUUGUGCCAUUAAGCACGAGCACAGCGGCCUAUCCUUGGGCAUCAUGGAGGACGGCUACUACAGCAGUGGAAUCACCAUCGGUAUCCUGACCACAUUUGCUGUGAUUAGGCUUCUUCCAGCGAUUGUAAAGUGGGCUGAUGGCGAGAUUAUUAAAAUUGAAUCCGAGUACGAAAAGAGUCGUGAAACUAAGAUCAAGGUCCUAUCCAUCUCGCCCUCGAACGGAAAUAAGAAUUCUAGCCAGGAUAAUGCCGAUCAAAACGUGUAGUCGAUUUGUUGAAUUAGUUAUUGCAAUUUGUCCAUGUAAAAAAUAAUAAAAUUUGGGUGUAA